CCUGGGCCGGGCCCGCGCCGGAGCAGGAGCGGUAGGAGCAGCCGGGCCCCUGGACCGCGGCUUCCCCGGCCCCCCGCCACCUGGGAGGUAGCCCUCCCCGCUGCCGCCUCCCCUCCGAUUCGCGCCCGCCGGCGGCCGCCUGCCCAGGUCGAAGGGGCUCUGCUGCGAGCCCCCGGCCCUGAGGGGCGCCGCGUAGAGGCGCCCCGGGGUCUCUGUGCUCGCCCGCGCCCGGCGGCCCCCGAGAGUGGGGCCGCGCCGGCCGGCCCAGACACCUGUUCGGCCCGGCCCAGCCCGGCGUGGUCGCCGGGGGCCAGGAUGAAAGUGACCGUGUGCUUCGGCAGGACCGGCAUCGUGGUGCCCUGCAAGGAGGGCCAGCUGCACGUCCGGGAGCUCACGCAGCAGGCGCUGCAGCGGUACCUGAAGACCCGGGAGAAGGAUCCUGGGUACUGGGUGAAGAUUCAUCACUUAGAAUACACAGAUGGAGGAAUCCUGGAUCCAGAUGAUGUCUUGGCAGAUGUCGUUGAAGACAAAGAUAAGCUGAUUGCUGUGUUUGACGAACAAGAACCACUCCACAAGAUCGAGAGCCCCAGUGGAAACCCCGCAGGCCGGCAGAGCCCAGAUGCUUUUGAGACGGAAGUGGCUGCCCAACUGGCUGCGUUUAAACCAGUUGGUGGGGAAAUUGAAGUAACCCCUUCUGCUCUGAAAUUAGGCACUCCGCUGCUGGUGAGGAGAAGCAGUGACCCCGCGCCAAGCCCACCUGCUGAUGCCAGGCCAAGCGCUUCACACCCCAGUGGCCAGAGUCUGAAACCUGUUAUUCCAAAUUCCACACAGGACUUAGAAGAUGAAGUUAUGAAUGGUGUGCAGACAGAACUCUUGACAUCGCCGAAAACAAUGGAUGCAUUGAGUAAUAUGACAAGAACAGUGGAGAUUUCUGGGGAAGGAGGCCCCUUGGGAAUACAUGUAGUACCUUUCUUUUCAUCUCUGAGUGGAAGGAUUCUAGGGCUCUUCAUCCGUGGCAUUGAGGAAAACAGCAGGUCUAAGCGGGAAGGACUGUUUCACGAAAAUGAAUGUAUUGUAAAAAUCAACAGCGUGGACCUCGUAGACAAAACCUUUGCUCAGGCUCAGGACGUCUUCCGUCAGGCAAUGAAAUCUCCAAGUGUGCUGCUUCAUGUGCUUCCACCUCAAAACCGGGAACAGUAUGAAAAAUCCGUCACUGGACCUCUUAACAUUUUUGGUAACAAUGAUGGCGUUUUGAGAACAAAGGUGCCACCUCCUGUCCAUGGAAAAUCAGGAAUAAAGACAGUAAAUCUCACAGGAACAAGCAGUCCUGAGGAAGAUGCAUCAGCUUCCCUGCAGCAAAGCAAGAGCCCCCGAGUACCAAGACUAGGUAGAAAGCCAUCCUCUCCCUCACUCUCCCCGCUCAUGGGGUUUGGCAGCAAGAAAAAUGCAAAGAAAAUUAAGAUUGACCUAAAGAAAGGACCUGAAGGACUUGGUUUCACUGUGGUUACCAGAGAUUCUUCCAUACAUGGUCCUGGUCCCAUUUUUGUAAAAAACAUUUUACCAAAGGGAGCAGCAAUAAAAGAUGGCCGCCUACAAUCAGGGGACAGAAUUUUGGAGGUAAAUGGCAGAGAUGUCACUGGACGAACUCAGGAAGAGCUCGUGGCCAUGCUGAGGAGCACCAAGCAGGGAGAGACCGCAUCACUGGUCAUCGCCCGCCAGGAAGGAACUUUUCUGCCCCGAGAGCUGAAAGGAGAACCUGACUGCUACGCACUCUCCCUGGAAACAACUGAGCAACUCACCUUCGAGAUCCCCCUGAAUGAUUCUGGUUCUGCUGGUCUUGGGGUGAGCUUGAAGGGGAACAAAUCUCGAGAAACUGGAACAGACUUGGGGAUUUUUAUCAAAUCCAUCAUCCACGGAGGUGCUGCUUUUAAGGAUGGUCGUCUGCAGGUGAAUGACCAGCUGAUUGCAGUUAAUGGGGAAUCUCUUCUGGGAAAGUCCAACCACGAAGCUAUGGAAACACUUAGGCGAUCAAUGUCCAUGGAAGGAAACAUACGAGGGAUGAUCCAGUUGGUGAUUCUGAGGAGGCCAGGGAGACCACUGGAGGAACCUGCAGAGUGUGGGGCGUUUUCUAAGCCAUGCUUUGAGAACUGUCAGAAUGCUGUAACCACCUCCAGGAGGAAUGAUAAUAGUACAUUGCAUCCAUUUGGCACUUACAGUCCACAAAACAAACAGAAAGAGCUGUUGCUUCCCAAUGACGGAUGGGCUGAGAGCGGAGGACCUCCUCCUCCACCACAUCCCGUUCUGGAAUUGGGCCUUGAAGAUUACAGCCACAGCUCUGGGGUGGAUUCAGCAGUAUUUUUUCCGGAUCAGCGCCUCAACUUUAGAUCUGUGACACCAGCCAGCCAGCCUGAAUCAAUGAAUCUGAAAGCCUCAAAGAGCAUGGACCUUGUGCCAGAUGAAAGCAAAGUCCAUUCAUUGGCUGGACACAAAUCGGCAAAACACAACUGGAGUGGAAGCAGAUGUGAGUUCCCUCUCUACACUUGGGUCAGCUUCCAUAGAGGAUCUUUCCUUCCCAUGACCUUCUCCUCCUUCAGCAAAGAUGUAAACCCUGAAGCAUUUAUCCAAAGAGCAGCUAUUUUGAGGCCAGUCUUCUCCAUCUUGACUAUGAAUCAAGACUCUCCAAGCAAAGAUUUCGGUCCAACUCUGGGUUUGAAAAAGUCCAGCUCCUUGGAGAGCCUGCAGACUGCAGUUGCCGAGGUCAGGAAGAACGAACUUCCCUUCCACCGGCCCCGGCCGCACGUGGUCCGCGGCCGAGGCUGCAACGAGAGCUUCCGAGCAGCCAUUGACAAAUCUUACGAUGGACCCGAAGAAUUAGAAGCUGAUGGUCUGUCUGAUAAGAGCUCUCACUCUGGCCAAGGAGCUCUGAAUUAUGAAUCUGCCCCUCAGGGGAACUCUGAGCUAGAGAAUGCAGAAAAUAAAGCCAGGAAAGUCAAAAAACCGAAAGAAAAGGAGAAGAAGAAGGAAAAGGGCAAAUUCAAAGUCAAGGUGAAAAAGCAGAAAGAGGGAAAUGAAGAUCCAGAAAGGAAAAUAAAGAGGAAGGGAUUUGGUGCCAUGCUGAGAUUUGGAAAGAAGAAAGAUGAUAAGGGUGGAAAGGCUGAGCAGAAAGGUCCUCUGAAGCAUGGUGGCCUGAGAGAAGAGGAGCUGGAAAAAAUGAAAGAAGAACGUGAGAGGAUUGGGGCAAAACAUCAGGAGCUAAGGGAAAAGCAAGCAAGAGGUCUUAUUGAUUAUGCCGCUGGUGCAAUUGGAUCCCUGCAUGAUAUGGACGAUGAUGAAAUGGACCCCAACUAUGCCAGAGUAAACCACUUCCGGGAACCAUGUGCAUCAGCAAAUGUCUAUAGGUCUCCAUCUCCCCCUCGGGCUGGACCACUGGGGUACCCUCGGGAUGGCCGUCCACUGUCUCCAGAGAGAGACCACUUAGAGGGUCUCUAUGCCAAGGUCAACAAGCCAUACCAGCCACCAGUGCCAGCUGACAGUGGCCGUUCCAUUAGCGGAAGCACUGACCGCAUCCAGAAGUUGCGGAAGGAGUAUUACCAGGCUCGGAGGGAAGCUUUCGCUUUAUGUGAGGACAGUGAAGGAAGAGCAAGACCUGACUAUGACCUUCACUGGGUGUCUGGAAAGGGUCCAGAUGGGAAUGCACACAACCUCCGCUUUGAGGGGAUGGAGAGACAGUACGCCUCCUUACCCAGGGGAGGACCAGCGGAUCCUGUAGACUACCUGACAGCAGCACCUCGAGGGCUCUACAAGGAAAGGGAGCUUCCAUAUUACCCAGGGGCUCAUCCUGUGCAUCCGCCCAAAGGGAGCUACCCCCGCCCCCCAGAUCUGAGGAUCACAGAUCUCCGGUAUCCCCAGUACUAUCCGCCCCCGCCAGCCCCCCAGCACAAAGGACCCUUCCGACAAGAUGUCCCACCUUCCCCUCCUCAGCACCACAGAGUACCAGCCUACCCAGAAAUGGGCAGACCAGUGCCCCGAGGGGGCAGCCCAGAUCAGUACCCCUAUCGAAUGCAGGAUCCCCGGCAGAAGAACCCCAUGACCGCAGCCGUGUAGCUGAACGCCACCAAGCUCAGCCCAGCCCAGAACGGAAGACAUCCAACAUCACCUUUGUUCUUCCUACAACUUAAGGCCGCCUUCCUGUUAAGAAUUCUCCAUGGUACAGAUUAGGUUUUUCUCGCUGAGGCUGCAACACUUGACUGCUAGUCAGAGAGAAAGAAGGGGACAGGAGUUUGGGGAGGGAAAUCAGAAGGAAGACGAAGGAUGGGGCCAUAAAAAAAAUACUGCCUGAAAUAAUUUUAGAAUUGUUCAGUUCACUGAGAGUGACAAUUGAACAGGCAGAUAACAAUGGAGAUCUACAACAUGGUGCCUCCCUGGAGCACAGACAUGCCCCCACAGCACUGGCAUCACGGAGGGCAGACUCUGCCCGGGAUCGUCAUCCGUUCAGAGACUAGCUUCAGCCACCUGAUUAGAGCUGUUACGUCUGUGAAGAGUGGUUGCCAAUGUGGGUGUCCUAAGUGAGUGGUUUUUACAUUGAAAAAACAACAGCGGCAAACAUGACGAGUGAUCUCCUUGAAAUGUUUUAUACCUAGAGGAAGGCUGCAUUUCUUUAUUUGUAGAAUUUCUCAGGUUCUCAGUUCCACUCACUUGGUAUAAGCAUGUCACGUUUCCUUGCUUUUAGUGUAAAAGUAAGAUGUGAAUGCAGUCCUGGUGUCCUGGGAGAAUGUACAAAGCUAGCAGAGCUUCCAGAAGAAAUAUAUGCCUAGCAUCAAGGCAAUCAGGUUAAGAGGCUGACAUUCCUGUGGUCCUCACCUUCCUUCCUCCCACGUCCCAGGCACGACAGCAUGGAGAUAUCUGGCUUCCGAGGCAUCCCCAAAUCUCCUGCCUAUAAUUAUUGUAAGUGGGGCCUCUAUUUUAAGGCUCCCACUUGAGAGUUAAGAUGUACUCGGGAAAAAGAGGGCCCACUGGUUAGUAUGCACAGGAAGCGGUGCUCUGAGAUGCCAAUUCCAGACCCAGUGCCAAACAGCGCCAUAUGCACCCGGCGUCAGGGAGGGGCUGACUGUGCUCUUUGGGAAUGAUAACCGGCAGGUGGUAGACAGUGGUGACUGACUCUGUGUGUGUGUAUGUGUGUGUGUGUGUGUGUGUGUGUGUGUGUGUGUGUGUGUGUGAAAGUGUGUGAUUACCAGUAUGGAGAAUGGAAAAUAAAAAUGGAAAGUUUGAUGAGGAAGGGAAUAAAAAGGAAAAAAGCCAGAAAACAGAAGGGAAGGGAGAAGAAGCAUAAAACAAAAUCAUUCUAUAUCUGCUAUAUUAUUUCAUUAACAGAAGUCAGGGCAAGACCAAGGCCAAGGUCUCCAGUUGGGAAAAGAAGGUCUUAUGGCUUCGAAAAGCUGAAAGCCCACCCUCCAGAAUCCAUGGCAAUUUUUUUAGAGCUUUGCAGCUAUAGUCUACUUAUUUCAACACAGAACCUCUAAAACCUACAACCUAACCCAAAUGAGAACAUAAGAGAAAACCGAGAAACAGCAAAGCAUGGGAGCAGCAACUCGAAUUGUUCAGUGACUCCUGCAGUACUUUAAACCUUUUUAUUCCUUCUUCAUUCCCUCCCAUCAAAAGUCUCGAGUUCAAUUUAGACAUAUUUUGGCCAAGAUUAGGAUACCUCUGACUGCUAGGAUUUAAUAAAUUAUAGUAUUAUUGAAUAUAUAGAUUAUCUAUCCAGCCCAGUUUAGUCUUAUUUUAAUUUAAAAUAGAGUUCUGUUACCAAGAAUGAUGCAACUGGUGGGUUUAGACUUAACUAGUGUUAUUUACUGAACUUUAAGAGGUAUCAUUUUCUAAACUACCAUUUACUUAUGGCCCUCUUGAAAAUAGACUGUCAAGUUGUUUGUGGCCCUCUAUCAUCUCUCUUAUGCCAGGCACCUUUAGAUCGUUCGCAAUUUGUGCAGAGGUUGAGGACUGGGCCCUGCUCACCUAGAGCUGUAGUGCAGGUGAGCUGUAGGGUUUCCCAGCCAACAUGCUGCAAGCUGCCUUCCCCUCAAGCUACAUAAACCUUCAAGAAGACAAUGAUAAGAUGAGGGAAGUGUGAUGUAUUUUGAAGCAUUAAAAAUCAGCUCUUUAGGAUGUUCCAUAAUUUAACCAAAUUUCUGUAGACUAGUGGACAUAGCUAAGCCAGAAGCUUCCUCCUGGAUUAAGGCCAAGGUCCCACAAGGGGCAGUGGUAUAAGGUGAGACGCUCUGUGUGUGCUGGAGGAGUGACCCUUGUAGGAAGAAUGCCUAUAUUUUCACCACGUUGCCACCUUGCGAGCAUAUCUCCUGCACUCAGGCUCGGGGGAAGCUGCUGCAAGCAUGGUUUUGUGUUGUACACACAGGUGAUACAACAGUUGCUAAUCCUGAGGGGCAGCUAAGGAUGUGAAGGUACUAUGAAAACAGAUGAAAAAAGGAUUAUAGCAGUUUUCUUUUCUUGCUUGAGGUAGAACACACGCACCAUUAGACCCUACCCAAAAGGAGCUAGCAUUACGUGUGCGACAGUCUUCAUCAAGCCAACUGACAAGUAAGAACAGCUUGAAUGUAAGCUUUAUAAAUGCCUGUGAACCAGCCCUCCAACUGUCACCACCCAGAGGUUAUGGAACUCUUUCCCAGUAUUUAGGAGACCAGGCUAUAAUCAGUAGGUGCCCAGUAGCAGGAAAUAGUUCCUGGGUUAUUUAUGGCCUUGGAAAAACUCAAUCAGGUGUCUCCUUGUAGCUCGGAAUGCUAAUAGACCCCCCCCCCCAGGAAAAGGUGGCACGGCGAGCUUGGCGAGCUACAAACCCAUCAACGUACACCCACCCGGCUCCUCGCCUGACCACUGGGUCAUCCAGGCCUUGAAAUGAUGUACUGGCCUCAAGUAACUAGUUAUUUUAAGGAGCUCUGUUUGUGUCCCUUUUUGCAGGCAUAGAGAGAGAAAAGGGAGCAGACCACCGAAAAAUUUUAGAUGCAGGCAAAUUCAGUCCUCUACAAGGGAGUGAAACACAACAUCUCACUAACCCAUUGUGUCAUUGGUCUGUGGCAGUAUCACUCUUGGUAUAAUAUUGCUUCCCUGUGGUAUCACACCACUGGAUGAAAGGCAAGCUCAAAGUCAGGAGUAUUUUCUUAAAUCAUGAUUGACAACAAAACUGGGGGAAAAAAUUACUGUGAAGCUCCUUAUUCUUAGAUUUUUAGAUCUACAUGCGUUAACCUCACAGUACAGCACAGAGCAGAGAUCUUAUAAUCAAGAGCACGUGCAGAGCCACAGACCCACCGUCACCCUGAGGAGGAAACUCUGUGCACACCAACCGAGAGAGGAGAUUUGAGACUUCACUGUAGCUUUGUGUUUGCCACCGGUAACAAAAUUAAAACAUGAUUCAUUAUUACUUCCAAAGAUUUAGGAACUUCUCGAGUGAAAUCUAUCUCCUGAAGGAAAUCCACCUGACAACUUUUGGAGUUGCCAUGCAUAGGGCUGGUAUACACAGUGAUCAAGACUUUAAAGAGUGUUCAUUCCCUAACCUGUAUCCACAGCGUUCAUUUUCUUUGGAGGAACACCUUAGCAUUUCAGAGGGAUAUAGAGAUCUGGAGAGUUUGGUGUGGACAGCAAUAUGUGUCUCUAAAAUUUUCAUUGGCAUUAAACUCUGAAAUCCACAAUGAAUGGCCUUCAAAUUGGUGCUAAAUUGGGUAGACACCCUACUGCUUCGAGUCCAGGAGCGACAGAAAGUCCAGAUUUAGCGCAAUUAGGCAGGAGGGAGUUGGAGUCAGAAACAGCCCGCGACAGUAUUUCUCUGCACUCCCGGUUCACGCCGACUUAAGUGGAAAUGAUGCCACAAUGAGACCAGAAAAAGGAGUCUCCAUAAGAUAUCGCUACAAAGUCACCUUUCUGAUAAAAAGGAAAAUGAAAGUUAGAUAUCUAAAAUAAGCCUAGAAUCUCAUAUGAAGCUACAACUUCUAAGGGAAACUCUCCCUCAUGUCCUUAAAUCAUAAUAGAAUCCCACACAGCCUGGCUUUUAAAGGUGGGCUUCGCCAUCAACCCAGAGUGGAGCGCGAACUAACCCCCAAGACUGUCUCCUGACUCAGCUCUUUCAGACAGUGUUAGCACUGACUGCAGUGCUAUUUACUACUGGAACAUAAAAACAAAACCUGCUGUUUAUACAGUCACUUUUUCUAGGGUUUUCCUGUGCUUAUAUGAUACCAAGUCUGUUCGUAAGUUCUGAAGAUAAAUUAUGUGAAAUCAUAUUUUGGCGUAGGGGGUGGAGAAUGAAUUCUUUACAGACUUUUUAGGAUGAUCCCAUUUUUACCACAGAAAGAUUUUGGAUAUUGUUAUAUAUAAAUUUUUCUUGUUUAUUUUGCAUCAAAAUAAAGCUUUA
This is a messenger RNA of Lagenorhynchus albirostris (white-beaked dolphin), 8410 nucleotides long. RefSeq names its product par-3 family cell polarity regulator beta (gene PARD3B). The coding region runs from base 316 to 4104 and encodes 1262 amino acids. Gene Ontology annotation, molecular function: phosphatidylinositol binding; protein binding. The record is from RefSeq and is a predicted model, not a curated record. NCBI's taxonomy places the organism in Eukaryota, Metazoa, Chordata, Mammalia, Artiodactyla, Delphinidae. Gene Ontology annotation, cellular component: adherens junction; apical junction complex; apical plasma membrane. Gene Ontology annotation, biological process: cell adhesion; microtubule cytoskeleton organization; establishment of cell polarity. The transcript is spliced from 24 exons.